Molecule: messenger RNA, 2358 nt
Organism: Plasmodium fragile
Lineage: Eukaryota; Apicomplexa; Aconoidasida; Haemosporida; Plasmodiidae
Exons: 4
Coding region: 1-2358 (785 amino acids)
Source: RefSeq, a predicted model, not a curated record
AUGAGUUCACACAGUCCGAACUAUACGACUGUGGAGGCAUUUAUUGCACAUGUAUUGGCCACAUGGGCCAGGCAGAAAGGGAGGUUCACGACGGAGAAGUUUAACGCGGGGCUAUGGGAAAUUAUUAAGGGACUAUUGGAGGAAUUUGUACAGCAUAUGGAAGAUAAGGCAGCUAGGGGUCUAAUAGACGUACUGGGUGCGAACUGUGAUAAUGUCUUUUGGGAUCAUAGGGACGACAGUAAGGCUUACUUAAAAGAUUUUACGGAGCAAGACAGAGUAACGUGCAGGAUCAUGUCCGCUGCAUUAACGUUCAUGAGUACAGUACGCGACGCAGGGCAACUUGGACAAACGAGGAAUGAAACUGAUAAGGACAUGAGACAAAUUUUAGGGUGCACGGUGAUGCAUGUAUUUGCGAGUAUCUUAAGAUCUACCACGUGUGCGGCUACGUCGAACGGCAUAAAUUAUGCGUGGAGGACAAUGAAGAGGGUAGAUGCCGGGUUCCGGGACACAGCAGGUGCGGGCGCACUUGCAAGCGCAAGAUGCGAGAAAGGCGGUUGGAAGGGAUUAACAAUAGGUAGCGGACAAAUUAGAACAGCAGUGGAUGCGUGGUUAUCGCACAAUACGGACUUAUGGACCAAACUGAGGCAACUGCAUGGCAAUGAGAACUGUAGACGCAACAAGUCAAACAACGAUGAAUUAGCAACAGGAGCGAAAGUGGGUCAAGGGGCAGGUGUCACCGGCAGUGCUGGCAUUGCGAAAGAAAUAGUGACAGUGGUGAAGGACGUAUUCGACAAGAUGAAGGACGACGUAAUAGAAAAAUCCAAGUCAUCGCCAGCACUACCAGGAGCAGCUGAACGAGGUGGAGCCGCGGGCGUAAGUGGCACUGGCGGCCUCGAACUGGGCAUAGAACUGCCCGAAGGAAAAAGCAAUGUAGGAGGAUCAUAUGGACCAGGUACCCCACAGGAUCCACAUACGCCACAGAACACACCCACGUCCCCUAGCCCUGAUGUCCCUGACCUAACCGGCGAUAUCCUUACCGCCACUACUCCCGUACUCUUCUUCCUGUCCGCCGUCACCGUCGCCCUUCUUGGUUAUUCCCUUUGGAAGUACUUUGCGUACCUCGGACAAACACGACGACGAACGUAUCGAACCGUUCGUGACGUGCCGUCACCGCCACUCGACGAAGAAAUAUUGCAACAUCUACAACGACGCGUGCCACCACCCGAUUACGGGUACAAAAUGAUUAAGGAUACGCACCCUGCGUCAACAUCCGGUACAGGACGCCCACCACGCGUGCAUAAACGCACCAUCAUCGAGCUAGAUCUAGAAGUGCUCCACGAAUGUGAAGCAACCGAGUGGGAAAGCGUCAAAGACCACUAUUUGCAGAUACUUGUGGAGGAGUUUGCGCGCGACUUGCAGCAGGACGCAAAGGGGUAUAGUAGUUUCCCGGAUGCUCCUACCACAAACCAGGAUUUAUUAGGAAACAAUGUUUCCUCCACCGUGGAUCCACCCACUGACACCGCUGUAACGGAUCCAUGUCCACCACAUGACCCCGAUCCAUGGAGUUGUAUGGAAGCCAUAGAGUUAGCAACGGACCCUUCUGCUUCUGACGCCGAUGACCCCGAUCCAUGGCGUUGUAUGGAAACCAUACAGUUACCAACGCACCCUUGUCCACCACAUGACCCCGAUCCAUGGAGUUGUAUGGACACCAUACAGUUAGCCAAGGCCCUUGGUCCACCUCAUGACUGCGAUCCAUGGAGUUGUAUGGACACCAUACAGUUAGAUGCACAAAAGCGUCGUGCUCAUUCCAACCACAGGGAGGCGACGUCGGCGUGCACCCAAUGGAUUAACUGGAUUGACCGCCACAAACAUAUUCUGCGGGCGUGCACGACGCAACCGUGGCUUUUGCAACUAAAGUCGGCAUGGAAACAAUACCUGCGUGAGCACAUGGCGGCAAACGAGGACAACGUGCAUCGUGAACUCAGUGAACAAAGAAGUAUUGGAUGUGUGGAAAUGAAGAAAGAUGCCUGGAAAAAGUGGGUCGUGAAGCAACAUCACGACAUGGCAAAGUAUAUCGAAAACGAUUGGUUCAGGCAUUUGUUAGAAAAUAUCGACCAGGAGACAGUACCGGACAAAGGCGCAGUACCUCCAGUAGACAAAGUAAUGGGAACAGAAGACACACUAAGAGUGAGAGAUUUGCCGCAGCCGCAACCACUGCAUGAGGAUUCCUACAAGCAGACACAACUAAUAGCCAAAUUGUGGAUGCUAAUCCUCGCAUUCGUCAUAGAACAGUGCGAGCUAGAAAGCCGCCUGCAGGAGAAGGAGUUAUAUGUAGAUGAACUAUUGGAUCACCUGUGA